CCGAAUCGAAUUUAGUCGACGGUUGACUUUCAAGCGAACAGGUUUGGGAUCGGAGUUUUGAACCGUGUGCGGUACCUUCUUUCUUCUAGAGUGUGAAAAUCAGUGGAAAUUUGGGUCGCCACUCACACCGGAACGGUCGGUGGGAAAAACAGUGCAGUUUGAACUGAACCUUGAAACUUCAGUGGUUACGUACACAGCUCGAAGGGCAACUACGGGGUGGUAUUUUUCCGCCUAAGUCGAUUGUGUUGACAGUUUAAGAUCUCAAUAAAUCAUGAGUAACAAUGGACCGGGGGUCACGAACCCCAUGCUGUACGAUCCCCCGGAGGGUCAGGCCUCCAACAGUAAAUUGAUGCAGUUUGUAGCCGGCGUUGGAGUAUCAAUCGCCGCCAUCAGUGCAGGAACCGCCCUUGGUUGGACUUCACCAGUUUUGCCACAACUGGCCCUUCCAGAAACUUCGCAGAAUGUAUCCGUUACUCCGAGUCUUAACAGUAGCAACAGCAACGUCACCGAUUCCGGCUUCUAUCUCACAGCGGAGCAAGGUUCAUGGGUCGGCGCGUUCCUCGCGGUGGGUGCCUUCUGCGGUGCCCUCCCUGCCGGCUACCUGGCGGAGAAGAUCGGUCGCAAGUACACUACCAUGUCGCUGGCCCUGCCCUACCUGGUUAGCUGGGCCCUGAUCAUCUUUGCCACCGGUACCGAAAUGCUGUACGCCGGUCGGUUCGUGAUCGGUAUUGCAACGGGAGCGUCCUGCGUCGUUGCACCGAUGUUCAUCUCGGAGAUUGCGGAAACGUCCAUCCGUGGAGCGUUGGGUGCCUUCUUCCAAUUGUUCCUGACGGUGGGAAUUCUGUUCGUGUACGCCAUUGGCCCGUAUGUGUCCUGGACGACGCUCAGCGUUCUGUGUGCCAUCUUCCCGGUGCUACUGAUUGCGGCAAUGCUGGUCAUUCCGGAAAGCCCAGCCUAUCUGGUGAAGCAGGGUCGUCGCAGUGAUGCCGCAGCGGCGCUCAAGUGGUUCUGGGGAGCAAACUGCAACACACAGAGUGCCGUCGAAAGUAUUCAAUCCGAUUUGGAUGCGGUCAAGGGGGAAGCCAAGGUUUCCGACCUGUUCACCAAGGUCACCAAUCGGAACGCUCUGGUCAUUGCACUGCUGUUGAUGUUCUUCCAACAGUUCUCCGGUAUCAAUGCGGUCAUUUUCUACACGGUUCCGAUCUUCAAGUCGGCCGGAAGCACUAUGGAUCCGGCUAUCUGCGGUAUCGUCGUCGGUGUUGUCCAGGUGCUGAUGACCUUUGUAUCGUCUGUGUUGAUCGAUAAGGCCGGUCGUAGGAUUUUGCUGCUGCAGAGCAGCUUCAUCAUGGGUUCUUGCCUGAUCGUGCUGGGAGUGUACUUCAAAUUACAGAACGACAAGGCGGAUGUGUCCGGCAUCGGAUGGCUCCCGUUGGCUUCGGUUGUACUGUUCAUCGUUAGCUUCUCGCUUGGCUUCGGACCGAUUCCAUGGAUGAUGAUGGGUGAGCUUUGCGCACCGGAUGUGAAAGGACUGGCUUCGGCCUUGACGGUCAUGUUCAAUUGGUCGCUGGUGUUCCUGGUCACGAAGACCUUCGGCACCAUGCAGGAAGUGCUGGGUUCGGAUUGGACGUUCUGGUUCUUCGGCUUCUGGAUGCUUGUUUGCACGUUGUAUGUGUUCAUCAAGGUUCCGGAGACGAAGGGAAAAACGAAUGCCGAGAUCCAGGCGCUGCUCGGAGGAAAGAACUAAAUCAUGAGACUG
Ochlerotatus camptorhynchus is the source of this 1756-nucleotide messenger RNA. Its product is annotated as facilitated trehalose transporter Tret1. Gene Ontology annotation, cellular component: membrane. The record is from RefSeq and is a predicted model, not a curated record. Gene Ontology annotation, molecular function: sugar transmembrane transporter activity. Gene Ontology annotation, biological process: carbohydrate transport; transmembrane transport. The transcript is spliced from 5 exons. NCBI's taxonomy places the organism in Eukaryota, Metazoa, Arthropoda, Insecta, Diptera, Culicidae. Bases 272 to 1744 code for a protein of 490 amino acids.